GAGAGAGAGAAAGAGAGAGAGACUGGAGCGGCGACAGAGCAGAGCGCACGGAGCAGGGCGCACACACACACACUUCAUCCCUCCCUCCCUCUCCCUCUCUCUCUAUCUCGCUCUCUCACUCACUCACUCACUCACUCACUCUCGCGCACAGACUGGGAGAAAGCUGCGCCUUUUCUUCGUCCAGACAUUCACUCUCACUCAUUCACUGGCGCACACACACUUCGGGCGACGGACAUAUGUCGAUAUAUGCAACAGAUCUGUCUACAAGGACAGCGCCGUGGUCUGUUUUUGUGCGCCAUUCUUUCACAAAAGAAGAAAAGUUUAGUUAGAUAUUUAUCCAUUUAUUUAUUUUUUAAAUCUAUUUUGCGGACUUCUUUGCGGACAGUGGGCAGCAGCCGAGGAUUCAACAUGCCAGACGUUUGAGAAGACAUCUAUUCUUCCCCCCUCCCACGAUUUUUCCCUCUGUGGAAGUAAUCGCCACAGUGUGCGCACAGAAGAUGGGCGCAAAAAUGAUCCAAACCAAAGGAAAUAUAUUCUCUUCGGCACUACUCAAACUACUGCUUCUGGUCGCGCUUAUGCACGGCGCCACCGGUAAGACUUUGAAAUAUAAAGUUUAUGAGGAGCAGAAAGUGGGCACUGUUAUUGCACGGUUAAAGGAGGAUGUCGCCGGGGUUUUAUCCAAACUACCCAGUUCCCUGACCUUUCGGUUCCGCGCUAUGCAACGGGGGAGCACGUCGUUCCUGUCUGUCCGGGAGGAGGACGGGGAGAUCAGCAUUGCCACCAAAAUCGACCGUGAGAAGCUUUGUGAAAAAAACUUGAAUUGCUCGAUUGAAUUCGACGUGGUCACUCUCCCGACGGAGUACCUGCAGCUGUUCCAUGUGGAGGUGGAAGUGUUGGACAUUAAUGAUAACUCCCCGCACUUCUCCCGCGCCAUCGUUCCUAUUGAGAUCUCCGAGAGCGCAUCCGUGGGGACGCGCAUCCCGCUGGAUGGCGCCGUGGACGCGGACGUCGGGGAGAACUCCUUGCACACAUACUCUCUGACACCCAAUAACUUCUUUAAGAUCGACAUCAGGACCAGGACAGACGGGGCCAAGUACGCAGAGCUGGUCGUGAUGAGGGAGUUGGACAGGGAGGUGCAGUCCAGCUACCAGCUGCAGCUCACAGCCUCGGAUAACGGUGUGCCUCCUAAAUCUGGCUCCACUUUGCUCAAGAUUAGCAUCUCUGAUUCCAACGACAACAGCCCAGCCUUUGAUGAGCAGGCCUAUAUCAUCAAUUUGCUGGAAAACUCUCCCCUUGGGACUCUAAUCAUUGAUUUAAACGCCACAGAUCCAGACGAGGGCACUAAUGGGAAAAUAGUCUACUCUUUCAGCAGCCAUGUAUCGCCAAAGAUCUUGGAAACAUUUAAGAUAAACCCAGAAAACGGCCACAUUACGCUUAUUAAAAAAGUGGACUAUGAAACCACUGCCUCAUACGAGCUAGAUGUUCAGGCUCAGGACUUGGGCCCAAAUUCUAUUCCUGGCCUCUGCAAAAUUGUGGUGAAAGUGGUGGAUGUGAAUGACAACAAACCAGAGAUAAACAUCAACCUGAUGACUCCUGGCAAAGAGGAAGUGGCCUACAUUUCAGAGGGUGCCCCUGUGGACACUUUUAUAGCUCUGGUUCGUGUUGAUGACAGUGACGCUGGGCUCAAUGGUGAAGUGGUGUGUAGGCUUCACGGCCACGGCCACUUUAGACUCCAGAAGACCUACGAGAAGAACUACAUGAUCCUCACCAAUGUCUCACUCGACAGGGAGAAGAGGUCAGAGUACAGUCUGACAGUCAUAGCUGAGGACAGGGGCUCCCCUAGCCUCUCCACCAUCAAACACUUCACUGUUCAGGUGCUGGAUGAAAACGACAAUCCUCCAUAUUUUGAAAAGAGCCGCUACGAGGUCUUCAAAUCAGAGAACAACUCCCCUGGAGCAUACUUAAUGACUGUGGUGGCCUCAGAUCCAGAUCUGGGCACCAAUGGCCAAGUCACCUACACCAUCAUAGAUGCUCUGGUCCAAGGGAGCCCCAUCUCCACCUAUGUCACUAUUGACCCUUCUAAUGGUGCCAUCUAUGCCUUACGCAGCUUUGAUCAUGAAGACGUCAGCCGGAUCUCUUUCACCAUUCAGGCACGUGACGGGGGAAACCCUGCUCUGUCAACUAACACCACCGUCCUGCUGACUGUUUUGGAUGAAAAUGACAACCCACCCAUCAUCCACUCCCCCUCCCUCCGGAAUCACACUGCCGAGUUGCCAGUGUGGAAGUAUGCAUCACCGGGUCAGCUGAUCACUGCUCUUAAAGUCACAGACCGUGACGCUGGCGCCAAUGGAGAGGUGAGCUGUGCCAUCGUUGGAGGCAAUGAGGAUGGACUGUUUGUGAUGGACGCUCGGCGAUGUGAGCUCAGAACAAAUGCCAGCCUGGAGCAGGCGCCAAGGGAUGUGAUGGAGAUCAGGGUGGAAGUGCAGGACAGGGGCACCAGUCGGCUGUCUACAGGGGCCCUCCUCAGGCUCUCUCUGCAGGAGACUAUGGACCUUCCACCUCUCUACCCCACUGGCUCCAGCCAAGCCCCACUGGACCUCUCCCUCAUUGUCAUCAUAUCUCUGGUUGCCGUUUGUGCUCUGCUGCUAAUCGUCAUGGUGAUGUUUGCCACUGCCCGUUGCAAUCGUGAGAAGAAAGACCCAAGGCACAACUACAACUGCAGAGUGGCAGAGAGCAGCUACCAGAACCACCCCAAAAAGCCCGCCAGGCAAAUCCACAAGGCAGAUAUCACCCUGGUUCCGACCGUCAAUGGGACCCUGCCUGUCCGUGCCCACCCACGCUCCCCCUCAGCCUCCCCUACACCUGAGAGGGGCACCCUGGGUAGCAGGCAAAGCCAUCAUAGCCGCCAGUCCCUCAAUAGCCUGGUAACCAUCUCCUCCAAUCAUGUGCCGGAGAACUUUGCCCUGGAACUGGCUCACGCCACACCUCCUGUAGAGCAAGUCUCACAGCUUCUGUCCAUGCUCCACCAGGGCCAGUACCAGCCACGACCAAGCUUUAGAGGCAACAAAUACACCAGGAGCUACAGAUAUGCCCUGAACGAGAUGGAUAAGUUCAGUCUGAAGGACAGCGGCCGUGGAGACAGUGAAGCCGGGGACAGUGAUUACGAGCCUGGCAGGGAGUCACCCAUGGAUAGGCUCCUUGGUGAGGGCUUUACUGAGAUAUAUGCCCCUGAUGGCCAGCACAGAACGCAUGCAGCUAUGAGGCUCUGCACAGAGGAGUGUCGUGUCCUGGGUCAUUCAGAUCAGUGUUGGAUGCCCCCACUGGCCUCCCCGGCGUCUUCCUCCUCUGACUAUCGCAGCAACCUCUACAUCCCUGGGGAAGAAGCCCGCCAAGCCACCGACCUCUCCCAGGAAAAGAUCCCACAGCCCUGCACUGACACUGGUCCCAACCGGAACCAGAGCUUCUCCACCUUCGGCAAGGACCCGGGUGGUGAGGAUGGUGGAGAAGAGGAGAGGGGAGAGGAUGGUGAGGGUGAAGCCAGAGAUGAAGACCUGUGUGGGACCACUUCAUUACUGUCUGAGAUGAGUAGUGUGUUCCAGCGGUUGCUACCCCAGGGUCUGGACUCGUAUGUCCAGGUCAAUGAGAACCAGAAGGGGACUAGCCUGAGUGGAGUUGGUGUCCCUAUGACUGGAUCUUUAGAUCGCAGGAGGGGCCAUCUUCCUGGCAAGUCCAACCCCUCUGUGCACCAGCAGGGUGUGGCCGCCUGGGCCGCUAACACCCACUUCCAGAACCCAGGAAGUAGCAUUGGCCCAUCUGGCCACCACCAAGGUGGCAGUUAUCAUACCCUGAAACCCAGCACCAAGCUCAGCUCCCAGAGUAGCAGCCACAAGGGCUCGCAGGCACCCAAAAACAGUCCCCAGAAUAGCGGCCACACUCCCAAACCCCACAGCACUCCCUUGCUCACAGCGCUGGUCAGCCCCACUCUGGUGCAGCCUUCCCCAGCCCCGGUGCUAGUGCCAGUUCCGCUCCCUGGGCCCUCCUCCAAAUGGCUGCCGGCCAUGGAGGAGAUCCCAGAAAACUAUGAGGAGGACGAUUUUGACUCAGUGCUCAGCCACCUUCAGGGCAAACGCAGUGACAGCCGACAUGAGCUGGUGGACGCCAGUGAGCUGGUAGCCGAGAUCAACAAACUUUUGCAGGAUGUUCGGCAGAGCUAAACUUCCUGUUUCCUUUUAUCUUUAUUUAUUAGCCACUCACUGACUUCCUUUACUUCAGAAUGAAAGUGAGGUACUGUGGGUGGCGAAAGAAGGACAGAAAAAAAAAUAAAGCAGAAACAGAAAAGACAAAAAAAAAAGACCUGCAAGUGUCGUUAAAGUUGCAUUUCUAAUGUAAUAAUUGUGUUUUGUGAAUGCUAAAUAUCCAAAAAAUUGUUUGUAAUUGCUGGUUUGGUACACAAUGUACACUAUGUGACGGUAUUUAUCUUUGUAUUUUAAAAAUACAUUUGUAUACUUAUAUUUAUAAAAAGUGUAUAUAAACUUAAUCAGAUGUCUAUUUUUAUAUUUUGAAUGCAUGUUGAGUAAAAAAAGAAAGUUGAAUCAAGACUUUGACAUGCGAUUGACAUUCUACAUAUUUAAAUUGUCUUUUGUAUUGUGAUUCUUUUUUUAUUUGUCAUUAUGAUAUGUAUACAUGAAUAUAUUAAUGAAUUAUUGGUCUUUGUGGAUUAUUGUGGGGAAACAUGAAUAAAACAAAUAAUAAUACACAAACAUUA
Messenger RNA from Larimichthys crocea (large yellow croaker), 4765 nucleotides. It is a transcript of the gene pcdh18b, whose product is annotated as protocadherin 18b. Gene Ontology annotation, cellular component: plasma membrane. NCBI's taxonomy places the organism in Eukaryota, Metazoa, Chordata, Actinopteri, Sciaenidae. The record is from RefSeq and is a predicted model, not a curated record. The coding region runs from base 498 to 4214 and encodes 1238 amino acids. Gene Ontology annotation, biological process: homophilic cell-cell adhesion. The transcript is spliced from 4 exons. Gene Ontology annotation, molecular function: calcium ion binding.